Lycium barbarum (goji berry) is the source of this 731-nucleotide messenger RNA. Its product is annotated as cyclin-D3-3-like. The transcript is spliced from 2 exons. Lineage: Eukaryota; Viridiplantae; Streptophyta; Magnoliopsida; Solanales; Solanaceae. The coding region runs from base 1 to 702 and encodes 233 amino acids. Gene Ontology annotation, cellular component: cyclin-dependent protein kinase holoenzyme complex; nucleus; cytoplasm. Gene Ontology annotation, biological process: regulation of cyclin-dependent protein serine/threonine kinase activity; mitotic cell cycle phase transition. Gene Ontology annotation, molecular function: cyclin-dependent protein serine/threonine kinase regulator activity. The record is from RefSeq and is a predicted model, not a curated record.
AUGGUGAUAAGCUUGUUGGUGGAUUACUUGGAAGACCUGAGCUUUCAGUCACAAAUUGAUGAGAAGCCAUGGAUGAACCAACUUGUUGCUAUUACCUGUCUUUCUUUAGCUGUAAAAGUUGAAGAGACCCAAGUUCCUUUACUUCUAGAUCUCCAAAUGGAGCAAUCAUCAAGAUACUUGUUUGAGCCAAGAACAAUUCAAAGAAUGGAGCUAUUGGUACUUUCUACACUCAAGUGGAAGAUGAAUCCAGUAACCCCAUUUUCAUUUCUUGAUUACUUCUCCAGAAGGCUUGGAUUAAAUAACAACAUUUGUUAUGAACUUCUUAGGAGAUGUGAGAGUGUGCUUCUAGCCACCAUUACUGAUUGUAGAUUUAUGUGUUGUCUUCCUUCUGCUAUGGCUGCUGCUACAAUUUUACAUGUUAUUGAUAUGCUAGAGCCUUGCAUUGGAGGGGAUUACCAAAAACAACUUUUGGGCAUUCUUGGAAUAGUCAAGGAAAAUGUGACAGAUUGUUAUAAGCUAAUCCAGGAAGUGGCUUCCAACAUUGAUUUCAACUCAAACAAACGCAAAUAUGGUGCAUUGCCAGGAAGUCCCAUAGGUGUUAUGGAUGUAUCAUUCAGUUCUGAUAGCUCCAAUGACUCGUGGGCAGUGGAUGCAUCCGUUUCUUAUUCUCCAGAGCCAUCGUCAAAGAAGACUAAAACAUAAACGUUACCAGAAGAAAAAGGGAUACUGCA